Molecule: messenger RNA, 543 nt
Organism: Pantherophis guttatus
Lineage: Eukaryota; Metazoa; Chordata; Lepidosauria; Squamata; Colubridae
Source: RefSeq, a predicted model, not a curated record
CUUAUCUGCAUUUAUAUUAGAAAGAGGAAGUGGGCAGGCUAACUAUCAACCCUGAUGACAAGAAAGGCACCAUUAUUACACAGACUCUCCUCCACAGAGAUCAUGAAAGCACUCCAGGUUCUUCCUGUCCUCCUUUCACUGAUUUAUACCACCAUCAGCAUCAACCUACGGCCUAUACACAUACUCUGCAAGAACAAAAAUUUGGAAGUGAACUACAGAAGCUGUGAUCCUCUGCAAGAUGUUGAUUUUAGAAUUGACAGUUGCACCUAUGCCCCCGGCAUUUUUACCAUGCGAUUAGCAACUUUUUAAAGGCACCCCAUCAAUGAACUCUACGUGGAUAUCAAUCUUAUUUCUACUUCAGGGCUUAUACCACUAUACAGCAAACAAGUUUGUGAACGAAAUCAGCCCCAGUAUCAUUUCUGUGGAAAGAAAAAAGGAGGGCAGACAACCCUGAGUGAAAAUGAGUCUUUUGGAAGAGUAAGAAUGACAGAGAUCCAGGCUCCUACGAGUCUGCAGCCCUACAUUGAAAACAUCUUGCAUUGA